CAUUAGAGCUGCCCAGCUUCAGGAAAGUUUCAAAAAAUCACGCAGACGCAACAAAAAGUAAACAGACAAAAAUUUUGCUCAGUCAGUGCGAAGAUGCGGAGAGAGAGUUUUCGAGAUAAUCGCUAAAACUAAUUUAUGUUUGUUCGGUGCAUGUUUCCGUGAAUUAGAGGGCCGUUAUUUCUGAAGUAAGCGUGUAGACUUUCGCCAUUUUUAGUAAACUUUUUAAUAAAGAAAGCUUACGACUCGCCUGGGUGCUAGGAUAAUUAAAACCGCUAAUGGACACCGUGCAGGAAGAAGCUAGUCCACCCCCAUCGCCGUCACUGGACGCGAAUACACUAACCUUUCUACUGCCCCCGGUACCGCAAAUCAUAGUGACCAAUGAAGAACGCAGCCGAAGGAAUAGCUGUCGAACAACUUCCGAGCAAGAUGUCAGUCAAAACAACUCCAGAAGGCCAUCAUCCAUAAUCGCAGCUCUUAGAAGACCUUCUCAAGUAGUGGCUCUUUCAGCUGCACAUGCUGUCAUGAACCAACGGAGGUAUAUUAUGGGAUUAUUCAAUGAUCAUGGUGACGCUUUAGCAUCCAAUGAGGACGUCAAUGACUCGGAGUCUAUUAAAAAUUCACGAAUGAACCAAAAAGUUGGGGAUGAUGCCCUUUCAAAAGUUUUGUCGGCCCUGUAUGGAAAACUUUUAGUUGUACUAGGAAUAGCGUUUCCAGUUACCGAGAUCAUUUCGUCUGAGGUUCAGCCGUUUUUCUACCAGGGGUUCUACUUGUACCUGUAUAUAGGAAGUUUGGGUUUUGUCGCAUAUUUAUUUGCCGCUCCAAUCAGAGAGAGAGUGUUAUUGGAAAUACUGAAACUUCAGAGUAAAUCAAAGAUAGAACCAAUCAAGAAACCAUCGGAACCCCUUCCAAAAUUUGGGAGUUUCUAUUUGAGGGUUGGGGCCAUUGCAUUUGGAAUUGGAAGUAUGGUGUAUUCAGGCCUGGAAUUCGGGCAGUAUUUUGAAGGAAGGAAUAAUCCUGCUUGCUAUUCCAACAUCAUCCAAGCUAUAACGCCAGCAAUGAGAAUUGUCCUCACUUUAGUGCAGGUUCAAUUCAUAUUUCUCAAUAACAAGGAUUUCGAAUACAAUAAACAUAGGAGACUUGCUAGAUUUGGGUUUAUGCAUAUGAUUGCUUGCAAUUUAUGUGAAUGGCUUCAUGUAUUAGUGGAAGAAACCAAACAUGAGAUAAUUCAUCUCGAAGAACAUUCCCAGAAUGCAAGUCGUUUGACUUUGAGUAAAAAAUACUGCAGAGGAAACGUCAUGGGAUCCCUAGUGACAAACUCGAGUCCUUUUUUAUUUCCUUGCACCAUAGAGUACAGCUUGAUAUGUGCUGUUAUCCUAUUUGAAAUGUGGAAACAAGUGGGAGAUGAAUCGAAAAUCAUAAAUGAGAAGAAGAAUUCCAGGAAUCUUACAUCUUCUACCAAGGCAGCCAGCCAAUUUCAUUUCAAUCCAUUUGGAGGCAGAGUAUUGAGCUCAAAUGAACAUUACACAAUAGAUUGUUCAAAUGCUCACAAAGGGUUGUUUGCCGGAAUCGUGAUAAUUGUCUUAACGAUAAUCUCGUUGAUUAUGUUUUUCGUUCUGACAAGUUCUGAGAGGAGUGUGACAGUGGCGAUUUUCGAGGUGAAUACAGUGGAGUUGAUACUCUACAUCGCAACCACAUUUGCUGUUCUAAUAGCAAUGCUGAAAAUGAGGAAGUUCAAGUAUGACCGAAAAAUUGGUCACGAAGGAAACAGAACUGGAAUAGGUCUUGACUGUACCCUUUUGGUCGUGUCUCAAACUGGGAUAUUCUUUUACUGCAUGUUCUCCAUCACCGGCUGCUACUUCACACGGUCUUCAUUCAAUGAUUUGGAAAUGGUAACGGAAAUUUUAGCCUUCAUACAAACCUGCUUUCAAACAAUUUUCGUUCUGGACGGUUGGUGGAGAAAAUGCAGCAAUAUACAACAAACCAAGAACAAACCUGGAAGAGAAUUGAUAACGUUUUUAAUAGUUGCAAACAUGGCGAUGUGGACGAUGAACACUUUGGAAAAGAACAGGGCAGAGUUUCGUCCCAGCCAUUUGGAGUUUUUUGGUGAAUGGGCGUGGACUAUUAUAACGCAUAUAUCGAUGCCUCUGGUAAUUUUUUACAGGUUUCAUUCGACUAUUUGUCUGUUCGAAAUUUGGAAGACAGCGUACAAGUUCAAAGCAAAAUUGCAGACUCAGUUUUUUCCAUUGAUAUAGUAUAAAGUUGAUGAGAUUGUAUGAAUUCAGUGUAUGUAUUUGCUAGUUCCAGUUACUCAAAAUUCAUCUUUCUAGCUUCUAUUUACGUCUCAGUUAUGGUUUUUACAAAAAAAAGUUAUGUCCUCUAUUGAAUCCUCAAUUGAAUAUGUAUUCAAAUUGGCCGAUCCUUUAUUUAAAUCCAUAAAUUAUAUUUGGUUACCAGUUUGUGAGAUUUUCAAUAAACAAUUUACAAAACUA
This is a messenger RNA of Leptinotarsa decemlineata (Colorado potato beetle), 2489 nucleotides long. Its product is annotated as proton channel OtopLc. Gene Ontology annotation, biological process: proton transmembrane transport. Lineage: Eukaryota; Metazoa; Arthropoda; Insecta; Coleoptera; Chrysomelidae. The record is from RefSeq and is a predicted model, not a curated record. Gene Ontology annotation, molecular function: proton channel activity. Gene Ontology annotation, cellular component: membrane.